Messenger RNA from Zonotrichia albicollis (white-throated sparrow), 2986 nucleotides. NCBI's taxonomy places the organism in Eukaryota, Metazoa, Chordata, Aves, Passeriformes, Passerellidae. The record is from RefSeq and is a predicted model, not a curated record.
GCUAACAGUGAGCAUAUGCUCUCUGCUUGCAGGGAGGUCGUGCAGGCAAACUGUGUCCGCUGGAAGAAAAAGUUCUUCUUCAUGUGUAAGAUCAGUGCCAGUGCCGCAACAGGGAUCCUGGAUACCUGCACUUGCAGGGUGUCUGUGCGGAAGGAAUUAAAAGGAGGAAAGGCAUAUGCAAAGCUCGGAUUUGCAGAUCUAAAUCUAGCAGAAUUUGCUGGAUCGGGAAAUACCACUCGUCGCUGUUUACUGGAAGGUUAUGAUACCAAAAAUACAAGACAAGACAACUCCAUUCUCAAAGUUUUGAUCAACAUGCAGCUGAUGUCUGGAGACCCAUGCUUUAAAACGCCUCCUUCUACAGCAACAUCUAUAGCAAUUGCUGGAGAAUCAGAGUCUUUGCAUGAAGACAGGAAAGGUGGAGAAAACUUAAAAGUAGCACAUCUGGGUAUAGCAGAUGUCUCAUCCAAGAGUGCCUCAGUCCCAGAUGAACUUGGUGCAUGUGGACAUUCCAGAACAUCAAGCUAUGCAAGUCAGCAAUCAAAGCUGUCAGGAUACAGCACAUGUCACUCUAGGUCAUCCAGUCUGUCUGAACUCUGCCACAGGAGAAACACCUCAGUGGGGAGCACCUCAGUGGGAAGUACCUCAACAGGAACUGGAAGUAUUCUGGAGCCAUGUGAAGAGACUGAGCCAAAAGUAGCUGAAGCUGAUAAUGAUACAUCCACUGAAGAUGCACCACCAGAAAAACAAUGCAGACAUCCUGUAAAGCAAGACUCUGUGGAGUCACAGCUGAAGAGGGUUGAUGCUACCAGAGUUGAUGCUGAUGAUAUAGUUGAAAAAAUACUCCAGAGUCAAGACUUCAGUUUAGACUCAAGUGCAGAAGAAGAAGGUUUAAGAUUAUUUGUGGGCCCUGGUGGAAGCACUUCUUUUGGAAGCCACCAUCUACCUAACAGAGGAGGAUCUGGAGCAUACGAGCAGGUGGUGAUAAAACGCUAAGCUGGAAUGUCAAAUGAGGAAAACUUGGAGCUCUGGUUUUGAUACUUCUGGUAUUGUUUGCUCUGCUGCAAGAGCUGAGAAAGACUAAAUGAACUCAAUGUGAUCUUUUUCUGAAAAGCAGUGGAAUGCCUCUUGCUCAUAGAGCAUCAUCUUCUGUGGUAUGAAGGCAAUGUUCAGCUAUGUGUACCUUGUGAGAGCACUUGGACCCUUUUUGUAAGCUCUGUCUGAUGUUGGUGGAAUUACUUAAUUUCUGUGAAACAUCUGUGGAAGCAUGUCCCAUUUCAAUAUAAGAGAUCACUUGCAGUGAUGGACUUUGUUUUUAAAGAAACUUUGAAAAUUGGUCUUAAAAGAACCUGAAAAAAGUCAUUUACUGAAUUUGAUCCUACAUGCCAUUUUAGUUUUACAGAAGCUAAUUACUCCUAUCAAGUCAGUUUUUAUCAGGUCAAAGUUAUGGCCUCCAAAAAACAGGCCAGCUAUGUUUUAACAUAACCAAAACUUUCUCUUAAGAGUACUGAGCACAACUUCAUUAUAAGGUUCAACAGAAGAGGUGAAUGUCAUGUGCAUUUAAAACAAACCCCCAAAACUAAAUCGAUUUAAACCAGCCACUAAUCAGUUGUAUUUACUCUAAAUUAAGGCCACAGGUUUAAAUGCAUCAAAUGUGACUUUUUUUUGUUCAAGUGAUGAAAAAGGUGGGAUUGCACACCAAAACACUAAGACACAAUAGUAUUUUAUUAAGAAAGCUGCCUUGAUUGUUAAAUCUGGAGCUCAGCAGCUGCUCCCACAGAAACUCACUUUGAUAAUGCAUGAGAUCCAAUGGGACGGUACUGUUUACAAACCUAGUCAGUAGUUUACUACCACUUAAUUUUUUUAAUUGUAGUUUAAUCCUUCACAGUCAGUGCUUUGCUUGUGUUUUGAAUGUGCCUUGAGGGACUGGGGGUGUACAGGGAGGCUAGACCAUUUAUUAAGGAACUUAAGCUUUAAAACUAGGUAAACAUCUGUAUAUGCUAUUAUUGAUAUAACUUGUUAAGAGAAGCACUUUAUUGCAGACAUACUCUGCACACUGAAAAAGUCUUGGUGUGCAACAGCUUUGUUGAACAUUUCUUUUGCUAUCUGUCCACUGUUACAUUAGGUCAAUGUACUGUAUUUAAAUUUGCACAAGUAGUGAUUUGUCUGACAGGCAAGAAAGCGCUCUUUAAAUUUUCAUCUGGAAUAUGAAAGAAUCCUUUUUUAAAGGAAUGUGUUGGGUAACAAAUAGGUGUAAUUAACUGUAAACUGCAAAUUAUUUAAUUUUUUUUUUUUUAAAUUUAGUGGUACUGUUUAUCAGUUAAGGUCUGGAAUAAGUAAAAAUAGUGUCGUCACUUUUGAAAGCUCAGAAUGCUUCAGGUUUUGCUCAGAGUGAUGUUUGACACCUUUUUAUUGAUGUAAAAGUAGGCCAUAUUUAAUAGGUUAAAUUAGCAAAAGCAAACUUUGUAUUCCAGAAAUCCAUAGUAGAAUUAUUGAACUUUUAUUUGUAUUUUUAAUGAAAUUUCAGCCUUCAAAGCCAGAAUGCUGUUAUUGAAAAUGAUGAAUAUGAGCUAUUUCUCAGUUUUGGUACUUGCAUACUUUUAUUUCUACUGUUAAUUAUAACCUCUUUAGAGUGUCUAAUUAGACAAAAGAAUUAAUACAAAGAUUCUAUUUUAGCUGCUCUUAAUAGAAGUGUGGUAUUAUCAGUUUCUGUUCUCCACAGGAAUUUUAAACAGAAACUACUCAACUGCUGGUAUACAACUCUCAGAACAUUACAGUCUCCUUUCCUGUUAUAUAACCAAUUCAUACCAAAAAAUCCCAUUGCAAGCAAAAGAUGCCAGAAAUUUGAAUACAUUCUUUGCUUUCAGUACUCAUUGACACUGCUAUACUUCUUGACAAAUCCAUUAAAACUAGUAGUAGUUAAAUGGUAGUUUACUUACAUUUACUAGGAAAACUACAUGUAGUUUGAAGAAAACAGACUUUUAAAAAA